AUGCACCCAGAAAGCAGGGCGGACAGCCCAGCAGCCAGUCCAAAUGUCCGGCAGUUUCUGCAAGGUGUUAUCCGACGACGGUCCUCGUCCUGGAGCCGGCCUGGCUUGAUUGAGGCCCUCGCUUCGGCCUGCCAGGAGUACUUCGCCCACCGGGGUAGCAUGGUCGUCCGAGCCGGAGACGCAUUCCCGGGAGUGCUGGUCAUUGCCAAGGGGUCUCUGCGUGUGGAGGCCCUGGGCGAUGUUGUUGAGGGAAAAGGACCCGAGAGGAUUCCGGUGGGACAGCUCGGAGAGGGCGACUUCUUCGGAGCCAUGGGCUCCCUCCGCAAGGAGCUGUCGAAGUUCUCCUUCCAGGUGACCUCAAGGUACCUCCGUGGCUUCCUUCUCCCUUCCACAGCAGUGAGCCCAAAGUUGGUUCCCCUGCUGAAUGCAGUCUUCGUCCCUGAGGAGCUGGAAGACGACGAGAGGUUUCAGAUGACUUUCUUAGAGGACCUGGCUCGGAGAGUGGCCCUGGCAGAGGAGGAUAGGCUAAUACCCUCCGACGUGGGGAUACGA
Messenger RNA from Symbiodinium necroappetens, 552 nucleotides. The record is from the annotation of a GenBank genome assembly. NCBI's taxonomy places the organism in Eukaryota, Dinophyceae, Suessiales, Symbiodiniaceae.